GAUGGACGUUUGCAAAGUUUGGUUGAGAUCGUGCAUCAGAUUGCUGUCGAACCGAUAUCCACAGAUGUGGCGCUUCUUUCACAUCUACUCGCGUUCAUUGCCCAUCUCCUUCAAAAAGGUGCACUUCAACCAACCGUCGAUAUGAUUUCUGAGCUGAUCGAAAAGGUUUUAUCGGCAGACGUAACUGCAGAGAUGCGAAUCGCUGAAACAGAUCGCUGUAUUGUUGAACUGAUGCGAAAUGUUAGCGAUUUGAAUGAGCUGGCGAUUCUGAGAAGAGCAGAAAGGGUUCCACAGUAA
Anisakis simplex (herring worm) is the source of this 297-nucleotide messenger RNA. Lineage: Eukaryota; Metazoa; Nematoda; Chromadorea; Rhabditida; Anisakidae. The record is from the annotation of a GenBank genome assembly.